AUGGACAGAAAAAAAAGCGGUGUAUGGAAUCACUAUUCGAUUAUUAACAGUGAAAAGGCUAAAUGUUCGUAUUGUUCGAGUUCGGUAUCAUAUAAAGGUGGGUCAACUUCAAAUUUGAGUAAACAUUUGAAACGGAAGCACAUAAUUCAAUACGAUAGUAGAAAACAUCCGCGUAUAAAUGAAAUUAAUGAACAAUAUGUUGAUGAACCAAGUUAG
Cinara cedri is the source of this 216-nucleotide messenger RNA. NCBI's taxonomy places the organism in Eukaryota, Metazoa, Arthropoda, Insecta, Hemiptera, Aphididae. The record is from the annotation of a GenBank genome assembly.